CACUUCCCCACAUUUCCUAUCGCGUGUUCCUUUAAAUGGAACUUGACGGGCGCGCCCUCGGCGCGGGCGUGCGCGUGCGUGUGUGACGUAGGCUGCGACGCACGCGGAUGUCAGCCAUAGCCCGAUUGUUGUGAUUUGUGUGCGUCGUCUGCAAGGUGUCAAGAUGGUUGUUCUGUCCAAGGAGUACGGCUACGUGGUGUUGACCGGCGUUGCCAGUAUGAUCAUGGUGGGACACUUGGCAGUUCAAGUGGGCAAAGCUCGCAAGAAGUUCAACGUGCCGUAUCCUAAGAUGUACAGCGACGACGACAGCGAAGACGGCCACGUUUUCAACUGCGUGCAGCGUUCGCACCUAAACACUCUGGAAGUGUACCCUGCCUUCCUUUUCUGUCUGGCGGUCGGUGGUUGGCAUAGACCUCGUCUCAGCAGCGGACUGGGAGCUGUAUGGAUCAUAAGCCGAGAGCUGUACGCGCAAGGCUACUCAACAGGAGAUCCUCAAAAACGAAGGCGGGGAGCUUUCGGGUACGUGGCUCUGCUCGGAAUGAUACUGACCACCGCCAGCCUCGGCUCGCACUUGUUGGGCUGGACACGACCGCAGUUGGGGUCGUGGUGCGAUGUUGCGAAAUGUUGUUAACAAACAGAUGCCAGUCGCCACAAUUGCGCGGCGGGCAGCUUCACCUUUGCCAGAUUUCGCGCAGCGCCUGUUUGCAACUCCUCAACGCCGAAGUGACCUGACUGGUUCUCCACGUUGGGAGUGGCCUCCCUUGGAUUAGGAUUGAGGGUGUCGGCCCCUUUUUGGCACUCACAAAACAUAAUUGCUUUUGUUCUCUUUUUCAAUAAAUGCAGCACAUAUGAAAGCGCA
Phyllopteryx taeniolatus (common seadragon) is the source of this 859-nucleotide messenger RNA. It is a transcript of the gene mgst3a, whose product is annotated as microsomal glutathione S-transferase 3a. The transcript has 6 exons. NCBI's taxonomy places the organism in Eukaryota, Metazoa, Chordata, Actinopteri, Syngnathiformes, Syngnathidae. Gene Ontology annotation, cellular component: nuclear envelope; membrane; endoplasmic reticulum. Bases 164 to 631 code for a protein of 155 amino acids. The record is from RefSeq and is a predicted model, not a curated record. Gene Ontology annotation, molecular function: glutathione peroxidase activity; glutathione transferase activity.